AAGCAGUGAGGAGGAGGCGGCGGCGGUGCAGCCCAGCGUUAUGGUCGACAGAGUCGAACCCUCGGAAAGAAUUCGGUUGUCCCCCGGGAGCCCACUACACCAGUAUUCAUCUAUUGCCCAGAAAG
Paraglomus occultum is the source of this 125-nucleotide messenger RNA. The record is from the annotation of a GenBank genome assembly. NCBI's taxonomy places the organism in Eukaryota, Fungi, Glomeromycota, Glomeromycetes, Paraglomerales, Paraglomeraceae.